Messenger RNA from Papaver somniferum (opium poppy), 1915 nucleotides. RefSeq lists its product as uncharacterized. Lineage: Eukaryota; Viridiplantae; Streptophyta; Magnoliopsida; Ranunculales; Papaveraceae. Bases 120 to 1043 code for a protein of 307 amino acids. The record is from RefSeq and is a predicted model, not a curated record. The transcript is spliced from 8 exons. Gene Ontology annotation, cellular component: membrane.
CCAGCUGCAGUUCUAGCCUUCUCUUUCUCUUCGACAUGAAAAUUCUCUGACUUAUCAUCUCUUCAGGAAAAAAACUAUCAGGGGUUUUAGAGAAAUAGGUACCGCAGAAGGCCGGAAAUAUGUCUAAUUUAGAAAAUGAAUCAGGAUUUAAUUACUGGUUUCAAUGGCAAGUUCCAGUAUGUGCAUUAAUCAUCAUAAUUCCACCAAUUAUAUCUCUAGUGUUGAUUUAUAAAUCGAGAAAAUCACCUUUAAAUGUUUAUGAUCUAUGGGUUCCUUGUUGGAAAAAUCUUAAUCCAAUAUGGAUGUUGAUUUAUAGAGCUUCGGUGGUUUUUAUCAUGUCUUGUUUCUUAUCUGUGGUUAUCAACAUACAUGGAGCUUUUGCAUUCUACUUCUACACUCAGUGGACUUUCGCGUUAGUGAUUUUAUAUUUUGUGUUGGGAACCAUUUUCUCCGCUCAGGGAUGUUGGGUGUAUUUAAAGACAUCUAAGGCCGAAAAUGAGGAAGGCAGUGAAUUUUUGAAAAGGGAAGGGGAUGAGACCGAAUCUAAUGCAAAGGCGAGUUCUGGGUUAAAAAAGGGUCUUAAUAAAUUGAUGAAAACUCAUCAUGAUUGUAUAGGGAGCAAGCGAAAUGCUAGGUUUGGGGGUUAUUUGAUGCUAACUGUAUAUCAGACUAGUGCUGGUGCUGUGUUGCUGACGGACAUUGUCUUUUGGUGCAUUCUCGUACCAUUUCUCACAGCUGAUACCUUCAGAGUGACCCGGUACAUGGCUUGCAUGCAUUCUCUAAAUUUCGUGUUUUUUCUACUCGACGUCGCUCUCAACAAACUCCCAUUCCAUUCAUUUGGACUGGUCUAUUUUUUGAUCUGGAGCGGUGCGUACACAGUUUUUCAAUGGAUUCUUCAUGCUUGUGGUUUUACAUGGUGGCCUUAUCCUUUCCUCGAGCUCUCAACUCCGUGGGCACCUCUUUGGUAUUUCGCACUGACUCUAGUUCAUAUCCCUUGCUACAGUAUUUCCCCCAUGCUUAUUUGGGGUCAUCACAGGGCUUAGUUUAGCAUAUUAUGUAUAAACCACUCACUGUCAAGGGAUUGAUUCUUUAGGCACAAUAGAACUCCAUCAUGAAACUGCUCCAUGAUAUACAAGGGUCCACGGAUGAGAAUUCAAGUUGAAAAUAAAUUUUAUGUUGGACCAGCCACUAAUAUAAAAUGGCUAAAUUUAUUUGCAAUUUCUAAGUAGAAAUGUAAUGUAACACAUUCUGGUAAGUUAUGUGUCUAAACUGCCGUCUCUCCCACUCUCAGAUUUCUAUCUUUUACAACUGCAUUGACCAAUUGAAGUGUUCAGUUGAGAAAACAAGGUUUUUCAGGAAGAACCUGUGGCAAUGUUAACAUGCUAAGAGUUGCACUGGUUCAAUUGGCUAGAAGUGAGACUGUGGUCUGUGGAUAUCUCCUGAACUCUGUUUUCCAGAAUCCUAUUUGGGGUAGACAGUCUAUGUCUGCUACUCCGCAUAAAAAGGACCCGGGACUAGGACUUGGUAACCUCCUGCUGAAGGGCUUGUAUAAGUAAAUUUUGAGUCAAUUUUGAUGACUCAUCUGCAGUGUACCAACGCUAGCAGACCCAAGGGCAAUUCAAGAAGAAAUUAGAUGGAAGGAGGUUGGCAAAAAUACAGGCUAUGUUAAUAAGCAAUUAUUUUCAAAUCAGCCAUGUUAAUAGCUCAUCCCAGGAGGAGGUGGUGGAUUAGUACUGAGUAUAUGUUGAACUGCGCAUUCGAAGGACGGAAAACGGAAAUUAGUCGUAACCUAUUAAACUCUUGUCCCUGGUUCUGAAAUGAAACUUUCAAGAGUGGAACGCAAUUAGGAGAAAGAUGGAAGACACAAGUAUUUUAGUCAGCAUACAUAAAUCUUAUGUGAAAGAACUAAUCACCA